Molecule: messenger RNA, 1596 nt
Organism: Kwoniella shivajii
Lineage: Eukaryota; Fungi; Basidiomycota; Tremellomycetes; Tremellales; Cryptococcaceae
Exons: 1
Coding region: 1-1596 (531 amino acids)
Source: RefSeq, a predicted model, not a curated record
AUGGCCAAGGCAAAAACAGAAACAGAAUCAAAGAUAAAAGCGAAAACGAAAGCGAAACCAAAGUCAUCAUCAAAAUCAAAACAAGUUGAUCCAUCAUCAACAGCAACAGAAUCACCCAAUCCUACAAUCGAUGAAUCAACUCUCAAUUCAGCUUUAUCAGCUUUACCUCUACCUCAAGAUGCACCAUCCACUUCAGAGGUGACUCCGAAACGAAAGACAACAACGAAAACAAAGUCUACGCCAAAGUCAACAACGAAAACAACCUCAAAGCCAAAAUCAGAAACACCAAAAACAGAACUAACCUCAACAUCAGCUCCAGCGUCAACUUUGGGUCCAAAAGAAGAGUCGAAUACAAAGACAGCGACAACGCCAAAAUCCACUUCGAAGCCAAAACCAAAACCAGCUUUGACAAAGUUGAAGCCAGAAUCACAACCGGAUUCAACACCGAUAUUAAGCGAAGAAGCAAUAAUUCAAUAUCAUUUACUCAAUCCUUCAUCAUCAUCGUCCUUUUCUCCUUUUUCAGAUCAAUCAUUAAGUAAGAAUAAGAAAAGGAAAUUGGAAACUCAUGAUGGAAAUUCGAAUCAAGAGAGUCUCAAUGGUAUUUCACGUGAAAAUGGAGAUGGAAAUGGAAAUGGUAGACGAAAAUUCUCGCAUCCAUUAGCUGUCAUUUGGUUAGAACCACCUUCUACUUCCACUUCCACUAUAAAUGGGACCAGCAAAAAAGCAAAGCGUAAAAGUGAAGGCAACGUCAAAAGUAAAGGGAACGGAAAAGGGAAAGGGAAGGGGGAAAAUGAAGAUCCAGAAAUAAAAAGAAUCUAUAUAUCAGAACGGAAUAUCAGAGUACCCGAACAAGCGAUAAACAUUCAAGAUACGGGCAAUUCAGCUGCUUUUUGGUUAGGUCAAGGUGAUGAUUCGUUUUCUGAACCCAUCAGCAUCAAUGAUAUCUCGUUGUCUGGUAUUGUAGGACCAAGUCAAAAGACUCAAAUCAACGGAAAUACUGAAAUGCAGCAAGAGGUCAAUUCAAAACUAAAACCAGAUGCGAAGCCUAAAAGAAUAAGAAAAUCAAGAGCUAAGCCAAAAGUUGAAAUACAACAACCUGAACCUGUUCCAGUCCCCAUUGCGCCUUCGAACCUCAGCCUCUCAUCGGAUUCAUCAUCUUCUUCCGGUUCACGUGCGGAGGCCUCAGCAUCUUCAUCACCCUCCUCGGACGGUUCUUCCUCCGAAUCAGCAGAGUCUUCCUCCUCAUCCUCGUCCACGUCUUCAUCGUCAUCAUCUUCGUCAUCAGAAGGUCACGAGGAACCGAUUUCAGCCCCUGCUCCAGCUCCUGUGCUACCUCCACCAAGUACGUCCACGCCGGUAGACAAGUCAAAUAAGAAGAAGAAGAGACUAUCGAAUUUACCGCCGUCUUCUCCAGCUCCAGCUUCAGCUUCAGCUUCAGCUUCAGUCCCUGCUCCUGUUCCUAUUCAUCCACCGGUACCAGUACAAGACACAAGCAUCUCCACUCCUACUCCUGGGGAAAAGAAGAAAAAGAGAGUAUCAGUGGGAGGAAAGAAAGGUCCGAAAUGGGUAACGGAAACUCCCAAGUCGAAAGUGUGA